AUGUACGAGUUCCUUUUCUUUAUUAUGCUAGUAAUAUCCAGUGUGGUUGUUUAUUGUUGGUCCUAUAAUCACAUGUGGUUUAAAUUGCAUCUAUUAUUUGAUGAUACUAAUUCUGUUAAUUGGGAUUGCAUGUCCCAUUUACCGGAAAGUUGGUAUCAGAAUCCUAAAAUGUAUAUAAAAGAUACUUUUAUGCAGAAAUUUUACACAGAAUAUUCUUUAUCUUCUAAUAAAAUCUCCAAGUGUGUCAGAAUUUUAUUUUCAUUAGCGAUGACAUGUUAUCUGAUAGCAAUUGAAAUCAUACUAUUCUAUAUUAAAACUAGUGAUAAUGGAAAACAAGCAGAUUUCAUCACAGAAUUUAUCUGGCCCUUGAUUGCAUUUUUAUUAUCAUUAAUAUUAAUCUUAAUUCAACCCUUUUGUAUACUAAUAUCUAUUCUAAAUAAAUUUUUUAAUGACAAAUUAGACAUGGAUAGAUUGAUUAUGGUUACUACUGCUUUGAUUGGGGGAUUAAUUACAAUCCUAUACCUUAUUGACUUCGGCCCAUUCUCUUUUUCCAAUAAUAUUUUAACAAGAUUGUCUAUUGCUGGAUUAACGUUAAUGGCACAUCUGUCGGGAAUAGCAUGUGUCUCGACAGUGUAUUACACUUCUGUGUUUCUAUGGUACAGAUUUAUGGACAAGAAACAUUCAUCGAUAUAUCAUAAUUCUAUGUUAAAUAACUUUCAAAAACAAAACUUUCUUCUCUGGUCUUCUAAAGAAACUCUUGAACAUAGAAUUCAAGAAUAUGAGUAUAAAAGAAAACAAUUGCUUAAAAGAAUGAGUCAGGACUCUGAUUAUGUCACCUCUACUAUGAAAAAUAAAUACAUUGAUAUCCUUGGGAAAUAUCAAGUCAACUUAUCCAAAAUAAACAAUUCAUUGAAACAAUCCCGUAACGUAUUAAUCAUAAAGAGAGUAUGUGGAUCCAUGUUUAUUAUAUACUGUAUCCACAGAAUCACUUUCACUUUCUUAGUGCGACUUCCUAAAAUCUUACAUCAUUUCAUCAAUUAUCCAACUGAUUAUCAAUAUGACCGCUUUAAAAGCAAAACGGAUCCGUUAGCUGUGACUUUAGCCAAUAUUCUUGAUAUUUUAUUAUUCAAUUUCAAUUAUCAACAUGAUUUAGAAUCUUUAAAAAGCCAGAUCUCUUUAUUUUUAUCUGCUUCAUUGUUCAUUGGUUCUAUAUCUACUGUUUAUACCACAAUUUCCUUCAUUAUGGGUCUACUUCCAAUACGUUUCCAGGUAGUGGCCAUGUAUGCUAUGGCUAAUAAUGUUGAGGAGGAAGAACUUCCCUCCUUCAGUAAUGGUAAAAGUGGAUACUCAAAUAAAAAUCCAUCAAUAAUCAAAAAUUUACUUAUUUCUGAAUUAACUGGUAUCUAUGUAAUUGCCACAGUUUUAAUGAUCAGAUCAAACCUACCUUUCAAUAUAUCUCUUAGAUUAAAAAAUUUAUUAGGUGAAAAAUUCACUGUACCUAACAUUACUAUCGAUUGUUGGUUCGAUGAAAUGUUUGCAUCUGCAUGCAUAUUCACAAUUAUUGCAAUCAAACUAGCCGAAUAUUAUUUAAAAAAUAAUAAAAGUACCAUUACUAGCAUGUCACCUAAAGAUAAUCGUUUAGUCAACUAA
Arxiozyma heterogenica is the source of this 1650-nucleotide messenger RNA. RefSeq lists its product as uncharacterized. The record is from RefSeq and is a predicted model, not a curated record. Gene Ontology annotation, cellular component: membrane. NCBI's taxonomy places the organism in Eukaryota, Fungi, Ascomycota, Saccharomycetes, Saccharomycetales, Saccharomycetaceae. Bases 1 to 1650 code for a protein of 549 amino acids. The transcript has a single exon.